Molecule: messenger RNA, 414 nt
Organism: Chrysemys picta bellii (western painted turtle)
Lineage: Eukaryota; Metazoa; Chordata; Testudines; Emydidae
Source: RefSeq, a predicted model, not a curated record
AUGGGGCCUGAGGAUGACCCAGAGGCUUACCUGGUGACCUUCGAGUGGGUUGCUGCAGUAGCUGGUUGGGCGCCGGACCAAUGGGCCACCCUGCUUGCCCCCUAUCUAACGGGGCCGGCCCAGAAGGCUUACCGGGGGCUACCAGACGAUGAAGCCCGUGUGUACGCCAGAGUAAAAGCGGCUAUCCUGGAUGCCUUCGACGUCACCCCGGAAACUUUUCGGCGACAGUUUCGGGGAAAGCUUUACCCCCCGGGUGCCCGGCCCCGGGCUGUGGCACAGGAAUUAAAGGAUGCAGCGUGCCGAUGGCUACAACCCGAGCAUCGAACUGUAGCUGAGGUGACAGAACAGAUCAUCCUCGAGCAAUUCGUGCACAUCCUUCCGACUCCAGGGAGGGCAUGGGUGUUGCGGCACUGA